Laetiporus sulphureus 93-53 is the source of this 1398-nucleotide messenger RNA. Its product is annotated as Clavaminate synthase-like protein. The record is from RefSeq and is a predicted model, not a curated record. Bases 263 to 1363 code for a protein of 366 amino acids. The transcript is spliced from 7 exons. Lineage: Eukaryota; Fungi; Basidiomycota; Agaricomycetes; Polyporales; Laetiporaceae.
CUCCGCUCUGAGCCAACAUCGUCGAACCUGCCUGCAGUUGUAGUCAUCACAUUCUCUCGGAACGGCUUAUCGCCUUCCGGCCGGAGCAACGUGACCCUGAAGCGAUCGCGUCAUAUGGCCAUCCGAAAGGCAAUCUUGAGUCUUGGGUACUAGAAUCCCUAUAGAAUCCCCAUGACUCCGUGAGUCGAGUCCAGCUUUAUAACACCCACACUUCGAUCGCGCCACCGCUGGCAGGAUUCAUCAUUCAUACCUACAUACCACCAUGGCCUCCUCCACCUUCUCCAGCGUCCCAAUCCUAGACUACAGCCUCCUCGCCUCGCCCUCCACCCGAGCAGACUUCAUCGCCCAGCUCCGCCACGCCCUCAUCAACGUCGGCUUCCUCUACCUCUCCCACCCGCCCGUCGCGCGCACAGACAUCGACGCCGUCAUCGACUACGCACCGCGCCUCUUCGCGCUGCCGCAGACGGCCAAGAACGCGAUCCGCAUGGCCAACUCGGAGCACUUCUUCGGGUACUCCAGGCUCGGCGCGGAGAUUACGAAGGGCAAGACUGACCAGCGCGAGCAGUUUGACUUUGCGACGCCGUAUGAGAAUAGGUGGAGCCCUGGUGAGCCGGAGUACCUGCGGUUGUGGGGGCCUGUACAGUGGCCGGACGAGGACCUCCUGCCCGGUUUCAAAGACACGAUGCUGCGCUACCUCGCGCAGGUCGAGCGGCUCAGCUACGAGUUCAGCGGCCUCAUCGCAGAGGCAUUCGGCCUCCCCGCCGAAAUGAUGCAAUCGUUCUACAAGGGCGACGCGCCGAUCCAGCACCGCGCCAAGGUCGUCAAGUACCCGCCACUCGACGACGGGCUCGCGUCCAACCAGGGCGUCGGCCCGCACUACGACGGUGGCUUCUUGACAUUCCUGCUCCAGGCGUCGCCGCACCCUGGGCUGCAGGUGCAGAACCUCGCGGGCGAGUGGAUCGACGCGCCGCCCAUCCCUGGGACGUUCGUCAUCAACAUCGGUAAGGCGCUCGAGACGGCCACCCAAGGCCUCGCGCGUGCGACCUCUCACCGCGUGCUCUCCCCGCCGAAAGGCUCCACCCCGCGCUACUCGAUCCCGUUCUUCCAGAACAUCGCGCAGAGACUCUCCCUCAAGGAUAUCCAGCUCCAAUUCAGCCCGGAGAUCCUGAAACUGAAGGAAGAUCGUGGCGAGGUCGGGACGACUGACUCCGUGAACUACUCGGAAUACGACCGCCUGCCGGUCGGCCUGGUGAACCUCAUCGGACGGGUCAAGAGCCACCCGGACGUCGCAGAACGCCACUAUCCUGACCUCUUCAAGCAGUUCUUCCCGCAGGGCAUGCCGCUCCAGGGCAGCGCAUACUAGAGAGAGUCAGUUCCUUUCCGCACAGGCAAAAAAAC